ACACGCUACGUAGCACACCUGCAAUGGGACAGUGAGCGCAGACUAGAGGAGCUACGAAGGGAACGCGAAGAACGGGAGAAACAGAGGGCUGUGCAGCAGUGCCAGCGUGCAUGGCAGUCACAAGUUUCUACCCGGCAGCGCUGGCUUAACCAGCAGGAGCGUGAGGCUGCAGAAGCGAAACUUCGGCAAGCAUUGGAAACUGAGGAGCGUUGGAAGGAAUUGGCUGAGCAACAAGAACGCAGCCGGUUGCAGAAACUGCAACAGACUGCUCGCGAGGAGAAACACAAGAAGGAAUUACAAGAACAGAACCUUAAAGCACUGGAGGAGGAGCGAGCUGCUAUUCUUGAGCAAGAGAAACUGCUCCUUAAGGAAAAACUGACCAUUGCUGAGUUGAAGCGACAGGAGCGAGAGCAUCAAAUUCAAGAGGAGCGUCGUGGACUCAACCGUGCCGAGAAGAGGCGCCAUGCAGCUCUUAUCCAAGAGAUUGCACGCAGAGAAGCGGACGAGCGUGAAGAAGCACAGAGAAUAGCCGAAGAGAAGCUAAGUAGGUCUUUGGAGAACUAUGAGCAAAUACAAGAAAAACGUGGGCAAGAGUUAAAGGAGAAAGCUAAGCGAGAAGAGAAGCAGAUCCAGAAAGCAAGACGG
Molecule: messenger RNA, 645 nt
Organism: Sinocyclocheilus rhinocerous
Lineage: Eukaryota; Metazoa; Chordata; Actinopteri; Cypriniformes; Cyprinidae
Product: coiled-coil domain-containing protein 177-like
Exons: 1
Source: RefSeq, a predicted model, not a curated record